Molecule: messenger RNA, 1859 nt
Organism: Notolabrus celidotus (New Zealand spotty)
Lineage: Eukaryota; Metazoa; Chordata; Actinopteri; Labriformes; Labridae
Gene: gpr68
Product: ovarian cancer G-protein coupled receptor 1
Exons: 8
Coding region: 320-1570 (416 amino acids)
Biological process (GO): G protein-coupled receptor signaling pathway; cellular response to pH
Cellular component (GO): membrane
Molecular function (GO): G protein-coupled receptor activity
Source: RefSeq, a predicted model, not a curated record
CGCGCGUUUGUGUGAAAUAGAGAGAAAGAGAGAGAGAGAGAAGGAGGGAGGGAGGAGGAGGAGGAGAGAAACGGUGGUCAGAGUGAUGCAGACCUUCAGACCGGACAGACACGCGGCCGAACUAAACGGGACUAAAUCAAAGAAGAGCCGCUGAGGUCUACCACAAUCAUGAAGAGCUGUGUGUGUGCGUGUGUUUGUGUGUGUGUGGUGAUAUGAUAGUGAAGUGUAAGUGUGAACAUGUCUGAAAACAUCACAGUGAGUGUGUGCAUGUCAGAGGUAGAGUAGUGUGUGAGUGUGUGUGUGUGUGACGGUGAUCACGAUGUCGUCGUCGUCGCAGGACUUGAUAAACUGCACCAUCAGCCAUGAGAUCCACCAGUACCUCUUCUCCUGCGUGUACAUCAUCGUUCUUUUGAUCGGUGUCCCCUCCAACCUGUACUCUCUGUACCACGCUGCUGUGCAGCUGAAGCAGAAGAACGAGCUGGGAGUUUAUUUAAUGAACCUCACCGUGUCUGACCUGUUGUACCUGGCUUCAUUACCUCUGUGGCUGCAGUACAUCUUUCAGGACGAUGACUGGAGUCACAGGGAGUGGUUGUGUCAGCUCUGUGGUUUCCUGCUCUACGAGAACAUCUACAUCAGCAUCGGCUUCCUCUGCUGCAUCAGCCUGGACCGUUACCUGGCGGUCGUCCAUCCUUUAAGGUUCACGUCUCUUCGCUCGAUGCGUGCGGCGUGGCUCGUCAGCGCCCUGAUUUGGUUGAAAGAGAUCGCUGUGGGCGUCGUUUUCUUCCGACAUAAAGAACUGAGCCAAAACAGAGAAAACCAAUCUGUGUGCUUCGAGCAUUACCCCAUGAAGUCCUGGGAGUAUCCCAUCAACUACUACCGCUUCACUGUCGGCUUCAUGUUCCCGCUGGCCAUCCUUUCGAUCAGCUACCUGUGCGUCCUCCGCGCUGUGGGUCGCAGCGCGGGGACUCAGCCGGAUCAGAAGACGAGGGUCAGACAGUUAGUCAGCAGCACCAUCCUCAUCUUCCUCGUCUGCUUCUCCCCGUACCACGUCUUCCUGUUGGUGCGCACCCUGCUGGAGCGGGACUGCAACUUCAUCGCAGGAAUAUUUAACUACUACCACCUGUCAUUGUUGCUGACCACCCUGAACUGCGUGGCCGACCCGGCUCUCUACUGCUUUGUGAGUGAGAGCGCCCGCCGCGGCCUGUACGGAGCCAUAUUCAGGCCCAUUUCCAAGGUGCUGUGCUGCUGCUUACGCCGCGGCAACGCCAGCCCGAGCAACCCGACCACCGAUUCCCACGAAGUCGCCACUGACGACAACAACGGACACCCGACAGUGACUCUGCUCACACACACCAGCACGCUGAACAAUUUAAAAACAGACCCCUCGGGGAAGAACACGAUUUUAAUCACACAGACUGAGGAGAAAACUUUAACAUCUUUAAUUUUACACAACAACAGAGACUUGGAUAAAUGCGUGGACAGGGGCGGGAAGCCCAGCUGUGUGAUUGCAAUGGAAGAGUGGAGCAUAAAGACAGAGAAGGCCGAAGGAAACAACAAGAUCAACAGCUAAGAUCAAAAGAAGAGAACGCACAACAAACCAAGAGAACAGAAUCCUUCCUCUGGAGGCCUCAGUGAUGUCCGAGAGAUGUGCGUGCAUGAGCGUGUGUGUGUGUGUCUGUGUGUGUGUGUGUGUGUGUGUGUGUGUGUGUGUGUGUGUGUGUGUGUGUGUGUGUGUGUGUGUUAAUCUUGGCUGUAUCAGCUGUUCCUGGCUGCCGCUGUCGUUCAGCAGGAAGUCACAUUAAACUCGGGUCACUCUGGCGUCAGAGGUCGCAGUUUAAAAGGAGCUGAAGGGAGAUGAG